AUGGUUCGCUUCUCCGUCCUUCCAGCUGCGGCUGUCACUCUAUUCCUUUUUGGAGUUGAGGCUAGCCCCUGCAAGCCUUUGACUACUGGAGUCACAAGCAUUGCCGAGAGCUCCUCAACUGUUGUACCCGAUUCGACCGAAACAUCCCUCGACUCCACAGCGAUUACUACUAUCGUCGAUGCUACCACUACCGUCCAGGAAGAAUCGACAGAAACUGCAACCGAGACAAGCUUUGCUGAAAGCGUAUCAACGGUUGCUUCUGAUACGACAAUCACUUCAGUGGUAGUGACUACGACCACUGCCGUUGCGGAUUCUACCACUGCGGCCCAAGAGGAGCCUACGACGACUGGAGCCCCGGCUUGUGUUGAAACCCAGCUGUUCAUCAACCCCAACUUCGACAACAGCAAUGACAACAUUACACCCUGGACAAGCAAUGGCGGGAUAACCCAUACUGCACCUCAAAGUGGCACCAAUGCUGUGUCCUUUACCUGGAGAGACAAUGGCGUUGGUACUGGCAGCGUUCAGCAAAGUCUGAGCAAUCUCUACGGCACCUACAAGUUUUCUUACUAUUACCGUUUCAUUUCUGCCAGUCCCGGUGCUGACUACACAUGUGAUAUGGAACUCAAGGUGGGAGGCACUUCCCUCCGUGGUGAUUUCGAUUAUUGGCAGGGUGAUUGGAGGUCAGGCAGCGUGAUCUUCUCUGAUGUCAAUGUCGCGCAGGCAGAUGUGCAGCUUAUCGCAUCCUGCGGUGGAGAGUUUCGAGAAAUCCAAGUUGCCGUCGACACUCUUGAAUUCAAGCGCAUUUGCAGCCUAUAG
Molecule: messenger RNA, 816 nt
Organism: Fusarium venenatum
Lineage: Eukaryota; Fungi; Ascomycota; Sordariomycetes; Hypocreales; Nectriaceae
Source: RefSeq, a predicted model, not a curated record